Molecule: messenger RNA, 2250 nt
Organism: Heterobilharzia americana
Lineage: Eukaryota; Metazoa; Platyhelminthes; Trematoda; Strigeidida; Schistosomatidae
Source: the annotation of a GenBank genome assembly
GUUUAGAAACUGGCCCAAUUUCGACUACCGCAUGCUAAAUACACUUCAGCACAACUAGGGUGUAACAAAAAUAAAAACCGUCUAUUAAAUGUAUUACCGUAUGAAUCUACUCGAGUUCCAUUACAACCGAUACGUGGUGUUGAAGGAUCAGAUUAUAUAAAUGCCAAUUUUGUAGACAGUUAUCGUGAUCGGAAAGCCUAUAUUGCAACUCAAGGUCCAAUGGCUAAAACAGUUGAGGAUUUCUGGAGAAUGAUAUGGGAGUUAAACUCUAAUAUUGUUGUAAUGCUAACAAAUUUGAAUGAAAGAGGUCGAGAAUGUUGUUAUCCAUACUGGCCUACAGAGAGGUCAUCUCGGUAUCAAUAUUAUGUUGUUGAUCCUCUGGUUGAAUACAAUAUGCCAAAUUAUACUCUGAGAGAAUUUAAAUUAACAGAUGCACGAGAUGGUCAAGCGCGUACACUUCGUCAAUUUCAGUUCACGGAAUGGCCUGAACAUGGAGUGCCAGAAAGUUGUGAAGCAUUCAUAGAUUUUCUUGGACAAGUACACAAAACUAAAGAACAGUUUGGACAAGAUGGUCCAAUCACUGUACAUUGCAGUGCUGGAGUUGGUAGAACAGGUGUAUUUCUGGCUUUAUCUAUUGUCCUUGAAAGGAUGCGACAUGAAGGAGUUGUAGAUAUGUUUCAAACCAUUAGAAUGCUUCGAACACAACGUCCUGGCAUGGUACAAACUGAAGAUCAAUAUCAAUUUUGCUAUAACGCCGUCCUAGAAUAUCUCUCAUCAUUUGAUCAUUAUUCAAUAUAAGAUGAAGAAGUUGAUCUAUCUACAUAACUUCAAAAAGAGGUAAACUUCCAAACGAAAUCACUGUUCGAAAAACCACAGUUUUUUCUUCCUUUCAGUUAUUUUAAGAUAAUAAAACAAAAUGUAGAUUAUUUACCAACUUAUUUCAACUUCCAUACCUUGUGAACCUGUUUUAUAAUGUUGACUGAGAAAUUUCAGUUAAUACACUCACUCCACUUUAUUUCUUUCUGUCCUCUUCUCUUGUUCAGUUAACUAAUUUGUUCAUUUUUCGUUAUUCAAUGUUCGUUUGUUUAUAUGAUAAAAAUGAAAAGAAUUAUUUCCCGGUUUAGUCAACAUUCAAAAAAUCCACUGAACCUCUUCUUUUUUGCUUUAAACUCAUUCAGUUGGUUAAUGGGGUAUGCUGAAAAAAAAAUACAAAGGCACUGGUUGUCUUAUUUUUUUUCCAAAAUAGGUUCUGUAUCAAUUACUGAUAUUGCUAAGCUGCUGUUCAAAGUACCUCCAAAACUUUUGAUGAAUAAAAUUACAAGUUACUUUGAUUUCAUUUAAUUGUCUGUUGUUUAUCAGUGCAUGCUGUUUUCGUAUUUUUCUUUCUUUAUUUUCCCCUCUGAUAAUUAUUCUUCAAUAUUUUCCCCUUGAUUUCUUGCAUCUCCUUUCGUUGAAAUCUGUUUAUCUUUGUUUGCGAAGGGCAUUUCAGAAGACUACAGCAUAUAUAGAUAAUUGGAUACAUAUGCAGAUAUUUACUUCUAUUUGUUAAGACUGAUAACUGUGUUAAAUGAUAGGUGUUCACAUUUACAUAUUUAAUUAUUACUACUAUUAUGAAUAACAUGAUAAUUAUUCGUAUUUGUUAUUAGAACAGAAGCAUUACACUGCGCCUGUAAAGAAUUCAACUCAAAAUAAUUCCAUGUUCAACUUAUGUCUUUUGUAGAAUUGUUUUCACUGAAACAUGCAUAAAUCCACAUAGUUAUGCAUACUUUAAUUAAUGAAUGUCGUUAUUGUAUUAUUUUUUUCACAGUGAAUCCCUUAUACAAUCACUACUCCUACUGCUACUGCUACCACCGCUACUAUUACUACUACUACUUACACAACUGAGUUUAUCUUUAAAAAUAAACAUCACUGAGACAAUUCAGUGUGUACUUACCUUCCUCUGUUUUCAACAGGUAGAAAAGAUGGUUACUUAUUGGUCUACAUGUGUAUAAAAGCAAAACUACAAAACAAUGAAAAAUUAACUUGAAGAGAAAAGAAACAGUAACAAGCGGGCAUUGUCUGUUUAUUUAUUUACUUUCAUUGUACUGCCUCAUUUUGUACAGCUGAGUUGUGAUUGUCUAAAAAUGUGAAAUUUAAAAGAUAACAAAGUCAGAUGUGCUUUUAUGUCUUUUUUCCAAUUAUAAAAAAAAAUAAUUAAGUUCGUUGUUAUUAAAUUAAAAUGACGAGUUAAUUAUAAUUGUAUAUACUAAA